GGACAUGGAGGAAGCUAAGGGGGUAGGUGUGUGGAUAAAAUUUUGUAAUGUGAAGAGUGGACAAAACAUAAAUAGAUAUACUAUAGUAUAGUAUAGUAUACUAGGAUGUCAUAACGCCAUCUGUUGGGAAGGUGAUGAAUACAACAAAAUAUGGGAAAAAGACUGAAUGUGGCAGUCGCAAAUUAAAUAAUCACACAUACAUACUUCUUUCUAUCCAAUCCAUACUCUAAUUAUUGCUUCAUUUCCAAAGCCAUGACUUCCUCCACUGCUGCUUCCCCUGUUUUUGCUCUCUCCUCCUUCCAACUGAAGCCAGUUAGCAACACCAAAAACUACCUCCCCUCCUCCUUCUCAAUCCCCACUACUUUCUUUCCUCUUUCUCCUUUGAUUUCCAGAAAAUCAUCAUUUCGAGCAAUGGCAACAGUUGUCAAGGAAAAUGAAGAAAAAGUGGUUGUGGAGGAAUCAUUCCCUCCUAAGGCUUCUCCUGCUCAAGACGGUGAAGGAGGCAAUAACCAAGGACCUCAAAGUUCAUCAUCCACUCAUGGUUUUGAUAAUUGGAUCAUUACGUUCGAACAAUCUAUUAAUGUUUUUCUCACGGAUUCGGUAAUAAGAAUUCUUGACGCCUUUUACCACGAUAGAUAUUACGCAAGGUUCUUUGUCUUAGAAACUAUUGCUCGGGUUCCCUAUUUUGCGUUUCUGUCAGUUCUACAUUUAUAUGAAAGUUUUGGGUGGUGGAGAAGAGCUGAUUAUCUAAAAGUUCACUUUGCUGAGAGCUGGAAUGAGAUGCAUCACUUGUUGAUCAUGGAGGAACUGGGGGGUAAUGAUUGGUGGUUCGAUCGUUUUCUCGCGCAACAUAUCGCUGUAGCUUAUUACUUCAUGACAGUAUUUAUGUACAUGAUUAGCCCAAGGAUGGCAUAUCAUCUUUCUGAAUGUGUUGAAAGCCACGCAUUUUCAACUUAUGAUAAGUUCCUAAAGGCCCAAGGAGAUGAGUUGAAAAAAUUGCCUGCUCCUGAGGUUGCUGUGAAAUAUUACACUGAAGGAGACUUGUACUUAUUUGAUGAAUUUCAAACAUCGAGGCCUCCCAAAUCACGAAGACCAAAGAUAGAGAGCUUGUACGACGUGUUUGUUAACAUCAGAGACGACGAAGGCGAGCAUUGCAAGACAAUGAAAGCUUGUCAAUCGCACGGGAAUCUCCGGUCACCACAUUCUUAUUCAGAUCGCUUUCGUGAAGAUAACGAGUCACUCUGUGACCCUAACGAAGUAGAUUGUGAAGGCAUUGUAGACUCUAUGAAGAAAUCAGUUACUUCUUCCCCUUCGAUAACGCAAAAUCUAUGAUAUAUGUAAAAUGUAAGUUUACUAGAUUCAUACAUAGUAAAUAUUUACUAGUGAACAAGAAAUGCAAGAUCCAUAUAUAUGUAUACGCUAUUCUUACAAAGAUGACAUUGUGCCUAUGAAAUACAGUGGUUAAUGGUUAUAUUA
This is a messenger RNA of Cucumis melo (muskmelon), 1476 nucleotides long. Its product is annotated as ubiquinol oxidase 4, chloroplastic/chromoplastic. Gene Ontology annotation, molecular function: alternative oxidase activity. Lineage: Eukaryota; Viridiplantae; Streptophyta; Magnoliopsida; Cucurbitales; Cucurbitaceae. Gene Ontology annotation, biological process: alternative respiration. Gene Ontology annotation, cellular component: thylakoid; mitochondrion. The transcript has 9 exons. The record is from RefSeq and is a predicted model, not a curated record. The coding region runs from base 253 to 1332 and encodes 359 amino acids.